Molecule: messenger RNA, 2100 nt
Organism: Chaetomium globosum CBS 148.51
Lineage: Eukaryota; Fungi; Ascomycota; Sordariomycetes; Sordariales; Chaetomiaceae
Exons: 6
Coding region: 1-2100 (699 amino acids)
Biological process (GO): positive regulation of transcription by RNA polymerase II
Molecular function (GO): zinc ion binding; sequence-specific DNA binding; DNA-binding transcription factor activity, RNA polymerase II-specific
Source: RefSeq, a predicted model, not a curated record
AUGAGCCCACCGUCAUACCGAUCCAUUCAACCAGCACCGGCCAGGGGAGCGAGGUCGGGCAGUGGCGCCCCCUCUGGCUCCUCGAGCUCCUCCGGCUCCACCGGUUCGGGCUGGUUGAGCGCAAAGGGGCUCACAAAGAGGCUGAAGGCAGUCACACAAGCUUGCCAUACAUGUCGUCGCAAUAAGGCCAAGUGUGACGGCGUGCGACCGAGGUGUGGCGCUUGCACUGCGAGAGCCUCCCCUUGUGGAUACGAUGGCGAGGCCGGGCAAUCGCGACAAGCCGCCCUCAGGGCGCGCCUCGAGGAGCUGGAGAAGAUGGUGAAGGACCUACAGUCCAUGUCCGACGCCGACGCCGAACAGUAUCUCCGCCGCAUCAGGUCCUCGGCAAAUGAGCCGUACAUAACACCGCUGCUCAGCACUGAAACCGACAAUCGAUCCGCCAGACAAACGACCGUUGCCACUUCCUACACGUCCUCCGAAUCUUCUUUUCCCGGCCGCUCCCCGGAAUCGUCGACCUCUCCCGAGGCCUCUGGAAGCAGCGUGGUUGCAGCCACCACUCUGUCGGACGAUGCGUCCUCUCCACGCGCAACCCAACCGCCGGCCGAUGAUCUAGCCGCCCUCCUACAUUUUGACAUCCCUCUCCCCAGCGCCAAAACAACAUGGGCCGGCGUCCAGAGUUUCUUCAGCUCCACCGGGAGGCUGUUUCACAUCUACACCCAGCAGCAGAUGCAAGACUACUACAGGACCGUAUUUGGCGUCGACGGCAAGGCCGAUACCUCGCAGAAGCUGGCCAUAUGCUGUCUGUAUGCUUUUGCCGCCGUAGGUAUCCAGUACAACGCCGGCGAUUUUAAGGAGGGCCUGGAGAAGACGUUCCAUGACGUGAGUCGCCGCUUCUUCUCCGAAGUGAUGGAGGACAGGCCUCUGGACACCAUCAAGGUCUGCACGCUGUUUGCCAUGUACAACAUUCUGGACAAGGCGACAGUGGCGCUGGCGUAUGUGGGUGAGUUGCCCCUGUCUGUCAAGCACCCGUUGAACCCUGGGGCUGACGGUACCUUGCAGAGCUGGUUGUCCUCGACACUUGGAUACAUUUCCGGCUCAGACGACUCCGAGUUUGCGAAACUCCUCCCGAUAGCCGAGCAAGAUCACGACAGCUACAGCGCGGAGCUAGGCGAGCUCGUCCAAGCCGAGAUGACCAAGAUAUCCCUUCUGCAAGCCGGCAUCCUGCGCAACCACCUCGCGGUGCAAGAACUGACCAAGCUCGGCAUGGACUGGCGCCAUCCGCGAGCUGCAGGACUGGCACGGGCAGCUGCCCGAAGCGAUGCAGCUGCAAACUUCGCCGCGCACACGGCCUGCGUCGUGAUCCUGCACUCGGUCGCCCAAAAACAGCUUCACCACUUCCCGCCGUCCGCCUGGGCCGACGACAUGAAGCGGGCGGCGCAAUGCAUCGACGUGCUCGGCUACUGCGGGGCGGCCGACCCGGUCGCGCUGCGCUUCCGCGUGCGCCUGUCGGGCAUCUACGACAGCCUGGUGUCGGCGGCGGAAGCGCGCACGCCCGCGGCCUCGGCCCAUGAUGUGCGCAUGCAGCGCGUCGCGGAUUGGGUGCCGCCGCAUCCGGAUCAUCAUCAUGGGGGGGAUGGUCAGGGGGAUGGUGGUGGAGGGGAGGGGGAGCCGCAUCCCGUGGAGUAUUUGUUUAGUGUGGGGGUGCAGGCGCAGGCGAGUCCGGCGUUGGCGAGUUUGACGUUUUCGUUGUUGUUUGCGCUGUGUAGGCCGAGGACGGAUCCGGCAAGCUUGGCGAGGGAUCAGGGGGCUGGGGAUUGUGGUGCCUGUGGUGGUAAGGGUGCGGGGUGGGCAGAGGAGUCCAAGAUCAUCAAGGAUGCCCAUCGUCAUUUCCACGACCCUGGAAACUCCAUAUGGGAGCCAUCAACAGGUGUUUCAGGCAUUUCCAUGAAGGUGGGGAACCCUAUCUCUCGUCGUGGACUAUUUUUGUGCAAUGGGAGUCUUUCCAAUUAUUCCAUCUGCCAAACGAGCAUUGGUACGACCAACGAUUGCGAACCGCACGUUCUGCUUGAUCCCGAGCACCCCUAUGGGGACGACCGAUGA